AACGGGCUGGAUCAUCACAAACGUGUGCUUGUGGACGCUGGACUUGUAUGAACCAUACCAAUAACAAAAUAUUUCAUGUUGAGAAGAAUUAGGAGUGGGUCAAGCUUGUUCUUUUCAUUUCUUUUUUCCUCCCUGGAGUUAAAUUGGGCAAAUCAAUUGGCAGUAGUGGAUUUUCUCUACCUUACACUAUUUUCAAGGCAUUAAAACUACAGUAACGCUUUUAUAUUGUUUUUAACUUAAUUGAGUUAAUUUUGACUAAAUGACAUGAUUGAUGGAUUUUCACAUCCAUUAAUCAUAAGCUUGUUGAUGCUUUUAUAGCAUUAAAAAAAUUGCAGUGGUUUAAUAGCAUAAAGAGGCGUAUUGAUGAUGAUAUUAGCCAAUUUUGGAAUUUGGCAAAAGGAAAAGGGAAGAAAAAAACAGAGAUUUUGUAAACGGAAAACAGAACCGUAUUUCUAGCGAACCUUAACUGAAGGUGUUUUCAAGUUAGAAGAAAAGCAGACAUGGUCCGGUACUUCAGACUUUUACCGUUACAAUGAUCAGGACAUAACAAGAAAUAGACAAUUCCAGUGCCCCCCAUUUUCUUCCACAAACUCAGAAGGUCCAAAAAAAAAAAAAAAGAGCGCAUCACUCCUAAGCAAAGCAACAAUUAUUCCAAUUUCUCUUCUCUUUAUUCUCUAUUUUGUCUCAUGCUUUUUCUUCGCUUUUCCCUCCAAACCACCCCCUUCAACUCUCCCUCUCUUCUCCCCUUAUUUCAAAUUCCAUUCCCCUUCUAUUCUCUCCAACGUUAUUUCACUCUCACCCGCCAUCCCCUUCCACCUAAGCCCUUCUUCUCUGCCCGCGAUGUCUAUGUCUGCAACGUCAGGAUUGGACGGUUGUCACGGGCCGGUAACAUUAAAGUGGCCCGCCAACUGUUUGAUAAUAUGCCAGCUCCCGACGUCGUCUCAUGGAACUCUAUCAUUACCGCCUACUGGCAAAAUGGGUGUCUCCAAGAAUCAAAGACACUUUUUGGUUUAAUGCCUGGAAGAAAUAUACUCUCCUGGAACUCUAUGAUCGCCGGUUGUGUUGAAAACGGAAGCGUAGAUGAAGCUUUCGAGUACUUUAAAGCAAUGCCCGAGAGAAAUAUCCAGUCGUAUAAUGCGAUGAUAUCGGGGUUUGUGAGAUGGCAGAGGGUAAAUGAAGCUGGAAUGCUUUUCCAAGAAAUGCCUAGAAAGAAUGUGAUAUCUUAUACGGCGAUGAUUGAUGGGUAUUUGAAGAUAGGGGAGGUUGAGAAGGCGAGAGCUUUGUUUGAUGGGAUGCCGCGUAGGAAUGUUGUUUCUUGGACUGUGAUGAUUAGUGGCUAUGUUGAUAAUGGCAAGUUCGAUGAAGCUAGGGACUUGUACGAGCGGAUGCCUAAUAAGAAUAUUGUUGCUAUGACGGCUAUGAUAUCGGGGUAUUUUAAGGAAGGGAGGGUCGAGGAUGCAAGGGCCUUGUUUGAUGGAAUUCGUAAUAAGGAUCUUGUGUGUUGGAAUGCAAUGAUAGCAGGUUAUGCACAAAAUGGGAUUGGAGAGCAGGCACUGAAGUUGUGUUCAGAAAUGGUUAGGCUGGGUAUCCAACUAGAUAAUUUGACCCUUGUUUCUGUUUUGACUGCCUGUUCUGGUCUUGCAUCUGUUAAGGAAGGCAGGCAAAUGCACGUGCUUGUUAUAAAAAAUGGGUUUGAAUUGGAUCUUUCUUUGUGUAAUUCCUUGAUUACAAUGUACAGUAAGUGUGGUAGCAUCCUUGAUGCUGAGCAUGCUUUUAGACAAAUGAAUGGAGCAGGCCUUGUUUCAUGGAAUACAAUCAUUUCUGCUUUUGCCCAGCAUGGUUUCUAUGAAAAAGCUAUUGAUUUCUUCAACCAGAUGGAAGUGGUUGGUUUUAAACCAGAUGGGGUAACCUUUCUUAGUUUAUUAUCUGCUUGUGGUCAUGCAGGAAAGGUAAAUGAAAGCAUGAAAUUUUUUGACUUAAUGGUAAAAAAAUAUGGGAUUUACCCCAGACCUGAACAUUAUUCUUGCUUGGUUGAUAUACUUAGUCGAGCAGGUCAGCUGGAAAAAGCAUCCAAGAUAAUUCGAGAGAUGCCUUUUGAAGCUGAUGCUGGGGUCUGGGGUGCUCUUCUAGCUGCCUGCAGUGUUUACUUGAAUGUAGAAUUAGGGGAAUUAGCAGCAAAGAAAAUUGUGAAAUGGAAUCCAGAGCAUUCUGGUGCUUAUGUUGUUUUGUCUAAUAUAUAUGCUGCAGCUGGCAUGUGGGAUGAAGUCACAAGAGUGAGGCUACAGAUGAAAGACCAAGGAGUAAAAAAGCAAUGCGCAUAUAGCUGGAUGGAGAUUGGUAAUAAGGUGCACCACUUCCUUGGAGGGGAUAUCUCUCAUCCAGACACCAACAAGAUUCAUUCAGAGAUUAAGAGUAUUAGUUUACAAAUGAAAUCCCUGGUUAAUAUUGCAGAAAUUGAUUUGUUGUGGAGUGGUUUUGGUUGACAUAUAUCUCAAUAUGAGUUAUAAUUCCUGAUAGAAAACCUGAACUCAUUUGGCUAAAACCAAUGGGCAUAUCUUAUGGCAAGAGAAAAAUAUUGCAGGUUCCAAUGCAUCACUAGUCAUAGAAUUUCAGGAGAAACAGGGAAGCGACAAUAUUUCAUAAGUUGCAGAAUGUCACCACACUUACUGAGGUAGAACCUUGUUAUGACAAGUUGUUAAACAUAGCCUGUUGUUUCUCUACUUAUCUGCUAUCAACACCUUGGGCUGCUCUGUUUGUGAUUGUGACUGAAGUUGUUUAUUUGUUAAAUCAAUGAAUUAUCAACUCUUUAGUGCUAUAAAUUUGUGCAGAGACACUAGAAGAUUAUUCUUUCACAACCAAUGAAUCAUUAAAUAUUUCUGCCUAUGCCACAAAUUUGGUGAUGUUGGAGACAUUGAUCCUAACACUUUCAGUCAUACUGAGAAGGCAUGUGGUGUAACUCCACCCCUAUAUGUUAUAUGAUAGGAAUGGAAUUGAUGGUGAGUAUUUAUGCUGGAAGAUAAUGCAAUAGAGUACUGCCUGAGUCAUUUGUGGCACCUGUGACCAAUGUCUUAAAAUUGAUCUGACCAAUGAAGGGACACCUUUUUUGUAUUAGCUAUAUGUGGCCCUUAAACGCUUUGGCUCAUACUCCGGACAAUUAGUUGUGUACCAUCUAGGUUAGGUAGGAUGGACUAUAAUCUGCCUGGUGGUGCUGGUGCUUCCGUGGAUUGUGACAUAAUUUGCAGCAUCAGUAGAGAACUUUCUGGCAGGGAUUACCUAGGGGCUCUUUCAUAGCUGUGCUGAAGGAUGAAUACAUGACAAGUGACUACUUCAGCAAUUAGUUGAAUAAUCCGAUGAGAUAGGACUAAGUGACUGGUAUACUCACAUGCUAUAGAGGAGGAAAACUAGGAUCCACUGCAGUUCCAUGAAGAAAUCAGUAAGAUUAAUGAUCUGCUUUUCGAAUUGUAUUUCCAGAAGUUGAACAUGCUUUGCAUUGUUGAUUGGUCAAGUCAGUAAGCGGUUUACAUACUAGUUUUUCUUUAUUCCAUUUUAGUCAACAUAUUAUAAGCCAAUUAUUGGACAGAUUAAGGUGAACAUUUAUGUGAUAAAAUGCAAAUCAUAUGUCCAAUUUUGAUUUUUCCAUUUGUCUUAUGAGGAUUACAAACUACUUUUUACUCUAUUAAUCAGUUGAGAAUUAUGUAAACUUUGCCAGGGAUUACUUACAGAUUGCUUUGCCCAAUUUUCACUUACUUUCAUUUCAACUUGAUAUUCCUACAUACUUGAAGAGGGGAAAACAUGAGCAAAUGCAAAUCUCAUUUUUCUAUUAUAAAUUUAUAACACUAUCGGUAAUGGAUAGUCACCCUUCAAUCUCAGUGCAUGAGACCACAUUGUAGUCAUCUGAAUCAGCUGUAUAUUUCCAAAGACCCUGUAACAGAUUGCUGCCGGUUUUUUGUCCUUGAGAUACGUUAAACACUUAGACAUAGUUCCACUUUAAGUUUCUUUUCAUCUAGGGAGGCCAAAGGGAGAGACACAGAGAAUCAGGCACGUCCGAAAUGUGAGCAGAAAAUUAGAAAGAGUUUUCAAGUAGGUAUUGAUGCCAUGGAAAGAUGACGCUGGUACCACCAAGCAUUUGUGAUUUUGUUGAUUGUAAUUAGUAGGCAAUGCAGCUUUUUUCCCUACAAUGCAUCUCCUUUGUAAUUGUCUUGUCAAAAAGAAGACAAAA
Molecule: messenger RNA, 4219 nt
Organism: Durio zibethinus
Lineage: Eukaryota; Viridiplantae; Streptophyta; Magnoliopsida; Malvales; Malvaceae
Product: pentatricopeptide repeat-containing protein At3g49170, chloroplastic-like
Biological process (GO): RNA modification
Molecular function (GO): protein binding; RNA binding
Source: RefSeq, a predicted model, not a curated record